Messenger RNA from Meloidogyne enterolobii, 330 nucleotides. NCBI's taxonomy places the organism in Eukaryota, Metazoa, Nematoda, Chromadorea, Rhabditida, Meloidogynidae. The record is from the annotation of a GenBank genome assembly.
AUGACCAAGGAGGGAAGUGCCGUAAGUGAAGGAGUGGUAGUCUAUUGCACACGAUUUGAAGGAAGUAGAUUUGUUCCUUUUGAUUUAUUAUAUGAUUUACCAGGGCAUUGCUUCUUCAAAGUAAAGAAUAAAGGUCGAGUUUUUAAUGUACCAUACAAUGCUUCUACAGAGAUUCCCAAAACUGAACCAAUUGAACCACAAAUUCUCCCCACAAUUCCUGAAGAAGUGACACAGACACCCCAACCCUUGGAUACACUUCCUUCAAAAGAGGAGUUGGAUGAUUUCUUUCAGAGUUUAGAUGCAACGGUGACAGGAAUACCAACCGAUUAA